Messenger RNA from Sphenostylis stenocarpa, 639 nucleotides. Lineage: Eukaryota; Viridiplantae; Streptophyta; Magnoliopsida; Fabales; Fabaceae. The record is from the annotation of a GenBank genome assembly.
AUGGCACCUUUCAUUUUCCUCAGUUUGUUGUUUCUCUUUCUCCAUUACCCCCUCCUAUCCCUCUCAACCAACCCUGAAGGGAACGCUUUGCAUGCUUUGAGAAGCAGGCUUUUUGAUCCCAACAAUGUGUUGCAGAGUUGGGACCCAACACUGGUUAAUCCCUGUACUUGGUUCCAUGUUACCUGUGACUCCAACAAUCAUGUGAUUCGCUUAGACUUGGGCAACUCUAACGUUUCUGGGACUCUGGGCCCAGAACUUGGCCAGCUACAGCAUCUGCAGUUCUUGGAGCUCUACAGAAAUGACUUAACAGGAAAGAUUCCUGAGGAACUUGGUAACUUGAAAUCACUAAUUAGCAUGGAUUUGUAUGAUAACAAGUUGGAGGGGAAGAUUCCAAAGUCCUUUGGAAAGUUGAAGUCACUUAAAUUCCUGCGGCUAAACAGCAACAAGUUGACGGGAUCUAUCCCAAGAGAACUCACCCAUCUUACUGAUCUCAAAAUCCUUGAUGUUUCUAAUAAUGACCUCUGUGGAACAAUACCAGUAGAAGGAAACUUUGAAUCUUUCCCAAUGGAAAGUUUUGAAAAUAACCGGUUUAGUGGUCCUGAGCUGAAAGGACUUGUUCCAUAUGAUUUUGGAUGCUGA